AUGGCAGAUGUGGCACUGGAGGAGCUUCGGAAGCUUGAGUACCUUUCCUUGGUCUCGAAGGUUUGCACAGAGCUUGAUAACCAUUUGGGCAUUAAUGACAAAGAUUUAGCUGAAUUUAUCAUUGACCUUGCAGAGAAGUUUCCUUCUUAUGACACUUUUAAAUCUGCUCUGGAAAAGAAUGGUGCAGAAUUCACAGAUUCUCUUAUUAGUAAUUUACUGCGGUUGAUCCAGACAAUGAGGUGUCCAGCUAAACCAUCUACAAGUAAAGAAACUGUAAAGGUAAAAAAUGAGAAAGAGAAGAUAAGAGAAUUAUUUCCAGCACUUUGCAGACCAGACAAUCCAAAUGUUCGCACCAUGCUUGAUCCAGAAGAUCUGAAGGUGGCAGCAGAUACUUUGAAAGAACUAGAAGCUCUAAUGCCUAGUGCAAUCAUUCAAGAAAAGGAAAAGAGUAGUAAACACAAAAAUAAGAAAAAAAGAAGUCGCAGCCGAGACAGAGGUCGGAAGAGUCGCAGCAGAGACAGAAGUCGGAAAAGCCGUAGUCGCAGCAGAGACCGAAGACGGAAAAGCCGCAGUCAUAGUAGAGACAGAGGACGGAAGAACCGCAGUUGCAGCCGAGACAGAGGUCACAAAAGAAAGGAUAGAUCCCGUUCCAGAUCCAGAGACAGAAAAAGAAUGAAAAGUCCACACAAGUCAAGGAGUCGAAGCCCCAUCAAGAACCGGGAGCAGCACUCUGAAAGGUUUAAUGAUCGUUGGAGGGAGAAACAUGUAGACAGGCCGCCCCCUGAAGAGCCAGCCAUUGGUGAUAUCUAUAAUGGCAAAGUCACCAGCAUUAUGCAGUUUGGUUGUUUUGUUCAGCUGGAAGGCCUAAGAAAACGUUGGGAAGGAUUGGUACACAUUUCGGAGCUGAGGAGGGAAGGUCGUGUGGCUAAUGUUGCUGAUGUAGUAAGCAAAGGCCAGAGAGUGAAGGUCAAGGUACUUUCCUUCACUGGAUGCAAAACUAGCCUCAGUAUGAAGGAUGUCGAUCAGGAUACAGGGGAAGACUUAAAUCCCAACAGACGGAGGAACCUUGUAGGUGAGAACAAUGAAGAGGCUUCAAUGAGGAAUCCAGACAGACCCAGCCACCUUUCUUUGGUAAAUGCUCCUGAAGUAGAAGAUGAUACUUUGGAAAGAAAACGUCUCACCAAGAUUUCUGACCCAGAAAAGUGGGAAAUUAAACAGAUGAUUGCGGCCAAUGUCCUUUCCAAAGAGGAGUUUCCUGAUUUUGAUGAGGAGACUGGUAUCCUGCCCAAGGUGGAUGAUGAAGAAGAUGAAGACCUGGAAAUUGAAUUGGUGGAAGAGGAGCCCCCAUUCCUCAGAGGACAUACAAAACAGAGCAUGGACAUGAGCCCCAUCAAAAUAGUGAAGAACCCCGAUGGUUCUCUUUCCCAAGCAGCCAUGAUGCAAAGUGCUUUAGCUAAAGAAAGAAGAGAAGUUAAACAAGCACAGAGGGAAGCUGAAAUGGAUUCUAUCCCCAUGGGACUGAACAAACACUGGGUGGACCCUUUGCCUGAUGUUGAUGGCCGACAGAUUGCUGCUAACAUGAGGGGUAUUGGAAUGAUGCCAAAUGAUAUUCCAGAAUGGAAAAAGCAUGCAUUUGGUGGCAACAAGGCCUCUUACGGAAAGAAGACUCAGAUGUCAAUUAUUGAGCAAAGAGAGAGUCUCCCCAUUUACAAGCUAAAAGACCAGCUGGUGCAGGCUGUUCAUGACAACCAAAUACUUAUAGUAAUUGGAGAAACUGGCUCUGGAAAAACCACUCAGAUCACUCAGUAUCUAGCAGAAGCUGGCUACACGACGAGGGGGGAAGAUUGGCUGUACCCAGCCCAGAAGAGUGGCUGCCAUGUCUGUUGCCAAAAGAGUGUCUGAGGAAUAUGGCUGCUGUUUGGGGCAGGAGGUGGUUUAUACAAUUCGAUUUGAAGAUUGCACAAGCCCAGAGACUGUCAUCAAAUAUAUGACAGACGGUAUGUUGCUAAGAGAGUGUCUUAUUGACCCAGAUUUGACCCAGUAUGCCAUUAUCAUGCUUGACGAAGCACACGAGAGGACCAUCCACACAGAUGUCCUGUUUGGGCUUUUAAAAAAGACUGUGCAAAAACGUCCAGAUAUGAAACUUAUUGUUACAUCAGCAACACUGGAUGCUGUGAAGUUCUCUCAGUAUUUCUAUGAGGCUCCAAUUUUCACCAUCCCUGGUCGAACAUACCCUGUAGAGAUUCUUUACACUAAAGAACCUGAGACAGAUUACCUGGAUGCCAGCCUUAUCACAGUUAUGCAGAUUCAUCUGACAGAGCCACCAGGGGAUAUCUUGGUUUUUCUGACUGGACAGGAAGAAAUUGACACAGCCUGUGAAAUCCUGUAUGAAAGAAUGAAGUCUCUUGGUCCAGAUGUGCCUGAACUGAUCAUUCUCCCUGUGUAUUCUGCUUUGCCAAGUGAGAUGCAGACAAGAAUCUUUGAUCCAGCACCCCCAGGAAGCAGAAAGGUUGUCAUUGCAACCAAUAUUGCUGAGACAUCACUAACCAUUGAUGGAAUCUACUAUGUGGUGGACCCUGGCUUUGUAAAGCAGAAAGUUUACAACUCUAAAACUGGCAUUGAUCAGCUUGUUGUUACACCCAUCUCACAGGCACAAGCCAACAACGUGCGGGAAGGGCAGGAAGAACAGGCCCUGGGAAGUGCUACAGACUUUACACUGAGCGGGCCUAUCGUGAUGAGAUGCUUACUACCAAUGUACCUGAGAUCCAGAGAACAAAUUUGGCUAGCACUGUGUUAUCACUUAAGGCUAUGGGGAUCAAUGAUUUGUUAUCUUUCGACUUCAUGGAUGCUCCACCUAUGGAAACUCUCAUCACAGCUAUGGAACAGUUAUAUACACUUGGAGCACUAGAUGAUGAAGGCCUACUUACACGUCUAGGGAGAAGAAUGGCAGAGUUUCCCCUGGAGCCCAUGCUAUGUAAAAUGCUCAUCAUGUCUGUACAUCUUGGCUGCAGUGAGGAGAUGUUGACCAUUGUAUCUAUGCUCUCUGUUCAGAAUGUGUUCUACAGACCUAAGGACAAGCAAGCACUUGCAGACCAGAAGAAGGCUAAGUUUCACCAGACAGAAGGAGACCACCUGACAUUGCUGGCUGUUUACAACUCUUGGAAGAACAACAAGUUUUCCAACCCCUGGUGCUACGAAAACUUUAUUCAAGCUCGUUCAUUGAGGCGUGCUCAAGAUAUUCGUAAACAAAUGUUGGGCAUAAUGGACAGACAUAAACUGGUUGUGUCCUGUGGUAAAGCAACAGUAAGAGUGCAGAAAGCUAUAUGCAGUGGUUUCUUCCGAAAUGCAGCCAAGAAGGAUCCUCAGGAAGGCUAUAGGACUCUCAUAGACCAGCAAGUGGUCUAUAUCCACCCAUCCAGUGCUCUAUUCAACCGACAACCAGAGUGGGUUGUAUACCAUGAGCUUGUCUUAACCACCAAGGAAUACAUGCGGGAAGUGACUACUAUUGAUCCCCGUUGGCUAGUGGAGUUCGCUCCAGCUUUCUUCAAAGUCUCUGACCCAACUAAGCUCAGCAAACAGAAGAAACAACAGCGGCUGGAGCCCCUUUACAACCGCUAUGAGGAGCCCAAUGCCUGGAGAAUUUCCCGUGCCUUCAGACGGCGGUGA
This is a messenger RNA of Staurois parvus, 3666 nucleotides long. NCBI's taxonomy places the organism in Eukaryota, Metazoa, Chordata, Amphibia, Anura, Ranidae. The record is from the annotation of a GenBank genome assembly.